This is a messenger RNA of Paramuricea clavata, 3298 nucleotides long. Lineage: Eukaryota; Metazoa; Cnidaria; Anthozoa; Malacalcyonacea; Plexauridae. The record is from the annotation of a GenBank genome assembly.
AUCAGUCAUUGCAACAUAAUUAGCAUAUUUUAAAAUAAUUAUCAUAUCGAAGUAAACAAUAUUUUCCACGAAGAUGCUUGACAACUGCGAAUUGUAUUUGAAUUUUAUGAAAGUUUAGAGGAGAAUUAAUUAGUGUACGAUGGCUGAAGAUAUAGACGAUCUUCUUGAUGAAGUAGAAACAAAAUUUUGUAAACAUUCUGGUCCGACAAAGCCAAAGAGCGGCAAAAAAGCCAACUCUCAUGAGCAAAGCAGGUAGUGGUGGAGUGAAUUUUGAAAAUAUCAACUUUAUGAAAUGAAUUUGGAAGAUCUUUUUCAACCAGGGUGUUAAUAGGGAGGGGUAAUUAUCAGGAACCAGAAGCUAUUUUGUGAAGUGUUUGACAUGGAUCCAGGGGGCAAAGGACAAUCAGACAAGAAGCCUAUAACAAGCCAGACAACCAGGCUAAUUGUGAUCAUGAGUCAUCAGAUGAAGUUUAUAGAAUUGAUGCAACAAACAACAAUGCCAUAAGUAUUAUUUUCUGCCGGCUGAGGAACAAGAGGCAAAAAAUGUUUUUCUCGCACACUGCUGGGGGACUGGGUCAAGGGUGUGGUCCAGGUUAUCAGAAUCACUUUUUUGCUUGCCUCGUACUAACCUGGCCUGUGUCCCACCCACCUUAUUGGCAGGAAGAGCCUUGCUUUAUAUUUGUUAUGAUCCUUGUGGAUGGGUGUGCAGCAUCCCUCAGCACUGUGUGAGAAACACCUUUUCUACCCCUCCAGAAAAGGUGAGUCCUAGAACCCCAAUGGCUGGCAUCUGAGCCUAGUGUAAAUGUAGGCUUAUGUAAGCUUACCAGACAUUGGACAUUUUUCAUUUUACCUUCCAAGCAACAUUUUACGUUGGAAAUUGUUCAAAAAUCGACAUGAAUGACGUCACCUUUACUCGGUCAACUGAUAUUAUGAUGUCAUUAUAAAAUCAGUAGAUUGUGGCAUGAAUAAUCAGUAAUUUCCGAUUGUUGCACAAUCGGUAACUUAAUGCAAACAAAAUAUUACUGUGUUCAGGUCAAUAGGUGCAAGUGUGAAAAGGAAAGAUGAAUCAGAUCUAAAUGCAAUGAUUGAUGAUAUAUGUACUGACAGUGGACCAGCAUACAAGGUAAGUUUUCUGGAAGCUCUCUUCUCACACUGGGGACCAUUCUUGCAACAUUCUCAAUCUUAUUACUCUUAUAUACAUAUAGCCGCAUUCAUCCUGUGAAAGCAAACACAAUAAAAACUCUCCAGUAUUGAACAAAACAAGAAAAUGUUAUCCAGUUUACCUUGGGGGAAGCCAAAAUACAAGUGGACUUUCAAGUGCAUCUGUUCAAAGGUAUAUUAAGUUAAUACUGUGUCUUCCCUACAUAUUUUCUUUAUUUGUCUGGUUUAUACUAUUGGCCAAUAUGUUGUGUUUGUAGGACAUGUGAUCAACUACGCUGUACUUCGUGUGAUUUUCAAGUGGUUUCAUUUGAUAAUUACCAGUGGCGUUCCUCCUGUGAUUAUUUAUUCUUUCGUAAUAAUAUUCCAGAUUUUAGCAAGUUAAAGGUUAAUCUAAUACAAAAACGGGGUAAGUUGUAGUCUUGUACAUAAGGUUUUAAAAUUUCCAAUAAUUCCACAAAAUGAAUGAAAAUUGUAUCAUUAGGAAUUAUCAUUGCCCAUGAAGAUAUAUUUUUCAUUUUUCUUAGGUAGCAGAGCAUAUGCUUGUCAAUGUUCUUGGAAAUCUGUCAGCAAAAUGCAAAACAUCGAGUCAGAUUCGGAACUACGAUGGGUGUGCGGAAAGCAUAGUUAGUUAGGACAUCAGACUUAGUUUGUAAACCAACUCACACUACAAAUAUUGAUUUCUGAUCGAAUGUUAAAUAAAUAGACAGUGACUUUAAAUACAAUUAUUUAUUUGAAAUGUGUUAGGUGAGAAGUAUAUUGGCAAAAUUCAUAAUUAAUAUAAUACAAGAUUAGUACAGUAAAGUAAGUCUGGUGUACAGUUAGUUUAAAUUUCCCAUCAAGUGAAGUUUCAAGUUUGCAUAAAUAUGCUCCUCAAGAUCUUUCAAAAUGUAGGCAGGUUUAGCAUUGGAGAGAUUAACUGAUUGAAAUAUUUCUUUAAUUUCUCAGCUGGAAAUUUUUCGAAACUUGUGAUAUGUUAACUGUAAGUGUACUUGUACAUGAAAACUCGCUGGUUUAUGGAUUCAAGUUUGUCUAAAUUAAGAGAAUUUGAAUGUGUUUCAAAUUCACUUAUCAAAAUUGUAAUGCAUGUUUUAGGCAUAAAAUAUCUGUUUCUGGUCAGUGGGUGUGUCAUUUUAAAAAUAUUAUAUAAAUUAUCACUUGUUAUUAUACAAUAAUUUAUCUUUUUUAUUUGAACAUUUACUAGUAAUGUACGGUAAAGACACUUCGCCACAUCAAUUCUGGACAAACCCACUGACCAGAAACAGAACUUCUUUUACACCUUAAUUAAGCUUGGUUUCUAUUAAAUUGCAAGAAUCAUGUCAGAAUUAGGAAAAAUUUGACUUUUGUGAUUUUAUGGAAAAUAGUACUACUGCAUGGAAAAAGUCCAAACUGGCACCAAUAUAUUACAUAUAAUGGCGUAAAGUCAUUACUCAAAACAUAUCUCACUUCAAGACCUAUGAAUGGCCCGAUACUAUAUGACCUCAAUCCUUUAGAAUAUGUGAUAUGUUGCACAUUACUGAAUUUGAUUCCUCCAAUUGUACCUUAAUUCAUGCUAAAAUAGAAAAAAGAAAGUUAGGUUGAAAUAUGCUCUAUAAGUAAGACUUUUUUAUUUAAUUAUAUUUAUUUAAAAUAUUAACUUUACAAUGACACUUGGAACAAUAUAAUUCUUCCAAGUGUGCAUUCUAUGUACAUCAAAAGUAGAUUCAUGUUUGGAAAGGUAUUGUGUUUGAAAGAGGAAAUAGAAGUACUGUAACAUUGGAGGAUAUGAAUGGGAAGAAUGCUGCAUUUGAAGAAGAAAAAAAUCAGGUUGAAAAAGGAUUCCCAGAAAGGGAAGUUCUGCAAAGAUUAGAGAGUGCACUAGCUGUCAGUAACUUUUGUUUGUGCGAGUGUGAGACAAAUACUGGUGAUAAAGAAGAAACAUCUGGAUUGGAUGACCCAUUAGUUUUACCUUUCAAUUAAGGAGUCCCUCAUUGUUGUUGCAAUAUUUGAUGGUUGUGCAUCACCAAGUUUGAAUACACUUUCUACAACAGAGAGCUCUGUACUUGUUGUGUCUAGGCCACAGAAUGCACACCAGUCAUUCACAACCAUUCCUGCACCAAUCACUUCACUUCCUCGAUUCACUGUACCUGCCUGGGGUAAA